CUGAAGUCCCACUGAGCGGCUCUCAAACUUCAGUGUCGAGCCUGAAAGCGGAGGACGAAGAGCGGCGAGCCGACAGACACACACACACAGACAGACAGACAGACUCGCAGCUAAUCAACGGCUUUUUUGGAGCCGCAACAAACGGCGCAAACGUCCGCUUUGAUAACUGCUUUUUAUCAACGGUUACGAACGGUCGGUUUGAGGACUUCCACUCAGCUCUCCGUGUUUGUAUUUUGAUGGUUUUUCCUCCGUUGUUUUGUCGAAGUUUCCGACUGUCACGUCUGAGGUACGGAGUGUUGGAUCGAUCGUUUUAAUUCAGCACUAAAUAAUUGAACACUUCGCGACUUGAGGCAGCUUCUUUUAGGAGUGUUUUUCUUUCUGUCGGAGCAGUAACGGUAAAGGCAACACUUGGACCUGCCUUCGCCAUGGGGAAAUAGCGGGGGAUCUGUCCGCGAGCGACCCCGCGUUUCUGACUCUUUCAUGAUCUAAAAAGACAGAGCUCCGUUUUUUGACUGAAACAAUGGGCAUGGACGGCUGUCCGCUGAAGGUGGGGAUUUUCCUGUGGUGUCUGCUGGUGAUUUCUGGCUCCGGCUUCGAGAUCGGCUCCUACGACCUGGAGCGAGGCAGACCGGCCAAGUGCGAGCCCAUCGUGAUCCCCAUGUGCGAGGGGAUCGGCUACAACCUCACCCGGAUGCCUAACUUCAUGGACCACGACGACCAGAAGGAGGCUGCCAUCAAGCUGAACGAGUUCGCCCCACUGGUGGCGUACGGCUGUGACGUGCACCUCCGCUUCUUCCUCUGCUCCCUCUACGCCCCCAUGUGCACGGACAAAGUGUCCACCUCCAUCCCCGCCUGCAGACCCAUGUGUGAGCAGGCCAGGGAGAGGUGUGCCCCCGUCAUGAAGAAGUUCAGCUACACCUGGCCGGACUCGCUGGACUGCUCCAAGCUGCCCACCAGGAACGACCCCAACGCCCUGUGCAUGGAGGCCCCUGAGAACGAGACCAGGACGGAGGUGAAGAAAGGCGAGGGCAUGCUCCCGGUGCCCCCUCGCCCCAGGCAGCCUGGCAGCGCCCGCUCUCCGGGCGGCAUUGGGUCCUGCGAGAACCCGGACAAGUAUCAGUUUGUGGAGAAGAGCCAGUCGUGUGCCCCCCGCUGCUCCCCGGCUGUAGACGUCUUCUGGUCCAGGCAGGACAAGGACUUUGCCUUCAUUUGGAUGACGGUGUGGUCCGUACUCUGCUUCGUCUCCACCGCCUUCACCGUCCUCACCUUCCUCCUGGAGCCCCACCGCUUCCAGUACCCCGAGCGCCCCAUCAUCUUCCUCUCAAUGUGCUACAACGUCUACUCCGUGGCCUUCGUCAUUCGCUCGGUAGCCGGUGCCGAGAACAUCGCCUGCGACCGGGAGCACGGAGAGCUGUACAUCAUCCAGGAGGGGCUGGAAUCGACGGGCUGCACCAUCGUCUUCCUCAUCCUCUACUACUUCGGCAUGGCCUCUUCCAUCUGGUGGGUCAUCCUCACCCUCACCUGGUUCCUGGCUGCAGGGAAGAAGUGGGGCCACGAGGCCAUCGAAGCCCACAGCAACUACUUCCACAUGGCCGCGUGGGGCAUCCCGGCUCUGAAGACCAUCGUCAUCCUCACCAUGAGGAAGGUGGCUGGAGACGAGCUGACGGGACUGUGCUACGUGGGGAGCAUGGACUCCGGGGCGCUCACGGGCUUCGUCCUCAUCCCUCUGUCCUGCUACCUGAUCAUCGGCACCUCCUUCAUCCUCACCGGCUUCGUGGCUCUCUUCCACAUCCGGAAAGUGAUGAAGACGGAGGGCACCAACACGGAGAAGCUGGAGAAGCUCAUGGUGAAGAUCGGCAUCUACUCCAUCCUCUACACGGUGCCGGCCACCUGCGUCAUAGUCUGCUACUUCUACGAGAGGCUGAACAUGGACUACUGGAAGCUGAGGGGGCUGCAGAUGAAGUGCGGGUCGUUCAGCGGGCCGAGCAGCGACUGCUCGCUGCAGACGUCGGUGCCCACGGUGGCCGUGUUCAUGCUGAAGAUCUUCAUGUCGCUGGUGGUCGGCAUCACCAGUGGCGUGUGGGUGUGGAGCUCUAAGACCCUGCAGACCUGGCAGGGCCUGUGCAGCCGGAAGCUCACCGACAGGACUAGAAGUAGAAAACCCUGCAGCGGCGUCAGCUGUGGCAGCACACACUGCCACUACAAAUCUCCUGCUGUGGUCCUGCACAUGGCCAAGACUGACCUGCACUCAGACAACCCUACACAUGUCUGAGAGGUAGCAUGACACACACACACACACACUGACAAAUGCAACCACACACACACACCUAUGCCCUGAAUAAGGAGCUGCUAAAGACUUUGUGGUGGAAUUGAACUGUCCGUUGCUCUGCUGCUGCCGAGGGGACAGAGGACACACAGGCCUCACUAUGAGAAACUAAUCUAUCAACAGUAUUCAAUGCAUAAAGGGAAAUGUUCAGUAUUGUUACCCAUAUCUUUCUGUUUCAUAGUGAUCUGUGCAGUAGACAUGCCCAGCGUUUCAAAGCAAAAAAAAAGACUGUUAUGGGAGGUAUGUUGGGAAAUAUUCUCCUCCCCAAAAGUGGCAUGAUUAAUAACUGUAUAAAUCUGUAUAAAUGUUUUAUUUAUUGUAAAUAUAUUUAAUUUAAAGUUGUCUCUUAUGAGAUUUGUUGUUUAGAUGCAUUUAUUAAAAAGGUAAAGGGAAAUGAAGUGCCUUUUAUAAGAACUCUGGUUCUGGUCUUUUUGGAGGAAAAUAAAUUUGUUGAAUUCCUGUUCACCUUCCUCGCUGCCUGGUGUGAUUGUUUGUAACUAUCUCACAUUCUUAUGAACGUUUAAC
Messenger RNA from Anarrhichthys ocellatus (wolf-eel), 2851 nucleotides. It is a transcript of the gene fzd9b, whose product is annotated as frizzled class receptor 9b. Gene Ontology annotation, molecular function: transmembrane signaling receptor activity; Wnt-protein binding. The record is from RefSeq and is a predicted model, not a curated record. The coding region runs from base 521 to 2272 and encodes 583 amino acids. Lineage: Eukaryota; Metazoa; Chordata; Actinopteri; Perciformes; Anarhichadidae. Gene Ontology annotation, biological process: non-canonical Wnt signaling pathway; canonical Wnt signaling pathway. Gene Ontology annotation, cellular component: membrane. The transcript has a single exon.